AUGAACCCGACGUCCCGCAUAAAUGUUCCUAAGGUCAACGGAAAACCGCCAGUUGAGCCCCAAAUCGACCUCGACAAUUCGCCGUCGGGGCAGUUGUAUCCUGACGAUGAGUAUCCAGCGGGCCCAUCUGCCGGCGAUGUUGGCCGAACUCACAACUCACAAAACAAUGGAAGCAUGUCUCCUGUGUCAUACACCUCUAGCUCAAGCCAGUAUUCAUAUUCCGCAUCUCCAGUGUCUUUUCAACCUCAGUCAGCCCCGGCAACUGUAUAUUCGCAUCUUCAUAAUCCCGCGUCUGUCCCUUUUCGCACAGCACAUAAUCGCCUGUUAUCCCGCCAACAAUCGCCCGUUACUGUCACACCUCCCGGACCAACUUCCUCGUCACAACCUCCAGCACAUACCAGAUCUCAUUCCGAUGCACAACCAGCUCAGCAAGUGGCAACCCCAAACCGAUCAGGGACCCUCGCACCUAUUCCGAGCCCAACGACAAACCUGAGCAUGACAUGGGGUGACCAAAACCUCCCACGGCCUACACCGAACAUCUUCUUCGUCCCUCGCUCCACUUCCUCAGCAUCUGCGCGCCCGUCGCUGCGUAGCAACGCUACUACGAAUGGUACCUCCACCCCUGUGCGAAGGCUCCAGCAACCAACUCUUCGUGACAUUGACCCUACGGUUUCCCCAAAACGCUGGUACCUGGAACCAAGUUACUUUCCGGAUGAGCUCGUGAAAGAUCAAAACGGCAACAUAACAGCCGGGACACUCGAAGCUUUGGUGGAACAUCUGACGGAGGAUGUAUUAUCAAAGUCGUUGGAGGCUAAAUUCCGAGAGACAUUCUUCGCCACCUGCCGGACAUUCGCAGAUACAAAAUCUGUUCUCGAUCUACUGUGCGGAGCGUACGAGAGCCUCGAGCCCCGAGAGCCAUCGGAUGAACCCCGAGAGUUAUCGGAUGCGGAGUUUAGGGAAUGGAGGGAUUGUAAGCUCCGACCGGUUCAGUGCCGCGUACUGCGAGUGCUCGCCUAUUGGGUGACAGAGAAGAACAUGGUCGAAAUUGAGGGCGAGGAGCAGGUCAAGCAGUUGAAGGAUUUCUUGACAUGUAUCAGGGUUCCGUCUCCCAAUACGGAGGAUGCUAGAAAGUUGUUGGAACUAAUUCAGGCACGUGCGCCCGAACAACCAAUCUCGCCUUCUUCAAUUUCCCCGACCACUCGGCGGAGAAACCGAGCGAUUCCACUACUACGUAAAGCCGUGAAAGGUGACCUCCUGAAAUGCGAUGCGGUCGACAUCGCCCAGCAGCUUACGCUCAUGCAAUACUCGAUGUACCAGAAGAUAUUGCCUCAGGAGCUUGCGUCGUGGUCGAAAUGCCAGGAUUGGGGGAAGCCGACGAAGUAUACCAGAAACUUGGUUAGAUUUGUUCAAUUCUCGACAAGGCUGCAGACUCUCGUCACGUAUGCCGUUCUCAACACGGAACAGCUUUCAAAACGCCGAGACAUGAAAUGUCGCCAACUUGGCAAUUUCCAUGCAGUGUUUGCGAUUACUGAAGGCCUCCGCGCAGAGUGCCUCGAGAAGCUGCAUCUUACUUGGUCUCACGUUGACAAGGGCCAACGUCUCGAACAGCUAAAACAGUUGGUCCGACCGACGAAAGGAUGGGCUUCGCUUCGCGCUGCCCACGAUGCUAUCGGCAAGACAAAGCCUUGUGUUCCGUUUAUCCAACUAUACCUCGAUGUUAUUAAAGAAAUGGAAGAUUCUGAUUUUCACCCAGACACCGUUCCCUCCAAAAUUCCUGCAACAAUGCUGAUCAAUUUCAACAAACGUCAAUUAGUCCGGGAAUGGUGCGAUGACGCCCUCCGAUUCCAGAACCGGAAAUUCCAGCCUGAAAUAGAAGAGAACCCAGAACUGAUGCAGUUCAUUGAGGAGCAGAUGGACGCUGCGGAUAGCUGCCCUGAUGAAUGGUUUACGGAGAAAGCAAGGAUUGUGCGGGGAGGCGAGGAUGACCAUUCCGAUAUUCGGUACGUGACGUUCGCGUUGCUGGUUUUUAUUAGAGAGGAACCGCAUGGAGCUAAAGCUUCUUUCGCCAUGGUUUUGGUUGCCAUAUAG
Molecule: messenger RNA, 2088 nt
Organism: Cantharellus anzutake
Lineage: Eukaryota; Fungi; Basidiomycota; Agaricomycetes; Cantharellales; Hydnaceae
Product: ras guanine nucleotide exchange factor domain-containing protein
Exons: 7
Coding region: 1-2088 (695 amino acids)
Biological process (GO): positive regulation of GTPase activity; Ras protein signal transduction
Cellular component (GO): plasma membrane
Molecular function (GO): guanyl-nucleotide exchange factor activity
Source: RefSeq, a predicted model, not a curated record